AUGAUGAACAAUAACAUAAAUUUAAAUAGAAUAGAAUUAUACGAUUCGCACGUGCGUGUCCAGAAAUUAAACCAGGGUUUAGAAGAUAAAUUAUUAAGGCUGGUCGACCGAGGUGCAGGCGAAAGGGCCCAAUUGACCAGCGACGUGGCCACUUUGUCGGUCAGGCUGGCCCAGGCCAACUAUACAGUCACCAAUUUACAAAGAGAAGUAGAACGAUACAAAAGCGACAUGAGUCUUGCAAUUCAACUUAUACAAUGCAAACCUGAUAACUUUGUUCCACAAAAAUUAAAUUCUUUGCCAUUAGACGUCCAAUCCAAAGUGGCUGCCUACAUGCGCCUCGACGCCGAAUCGGCGACUCCGCCCGGCAGCUCGGCUUCUUCGCCCCGAAGGCCUCGCAGCGACUACCGCAUGCUGCCCGGAGGCACCCCGCCGAGGGACAACAGCCCUUCGCCGGCCAGCGGAACGGGGCCUAAUACCUGCCCCUUCCCGCCGACCGCCAUGGUCUACGGGAUGAGGGGAUACGACACAGACGGCGAUUCCUACACAAACGAAGACAUCAGCGUCUCGGCCGCAGUGGUGGCCAAAGUGCUCGAAGACGGCAUCAGAGACACGAAGCACCACUGCGAAACCUGCCGUUGUGCCACAAAAGACUUGAAUUUACUCAUCGAACCCUUAUCACAAUUUUCGAUAUCGACCCAAACCUACGCCCCAUUUCCCGAACAAAACAUCUGCGUCCGAUGUUGCAGCCACGUCAUCUCCAAAACCGACAUCCAGAACAUCAAAAACGCCACCAACGAUAUAAGCAAAAUGCUGAAAUCAAAUGUCAGUAAACUCCACGAGGAUUUGAUAAGUUUCGAUAAUCCUGUUGGGUUGGUUGGCCAUCAUCGACUCUGUGAUAAAUUGAAUAAGGAUGAUUAUAAAAUUGAUAUCCUGGAUAGGAGAGACAGGAAUGGUGGUGCUGAUUUGUUGGAUGUUGAUGGUGGUGCCAAGAGUAAUGGUGGUGAUCGUAAAAAAAGUUUUGGAGGUUCCACUGGCAAGACGAGCCAGUGCUCGUCGAAGAUAUUCGAGAAUUUUAAUAGGAAUCUUAUACAGUCGAUUAAGUCUGAAAACCCGAAAGCCGGUCCAAGACUAUGCUCUCUCCGAAUCCAAGACGGAAGUCCCAACGUAAUUUUGAACAAAUCCGAAAACAACAUGGCACCAGUCUUAUACACCAGAAGAAAACUAGAUUUGGAAAACGAAGUCAUAUCUUCCAGUAAACAUCAAAAUCCCUCAAACACCAAACUCACCCUCCGAGAUUUGAUGGAAAUCAACCGAAAACUGUUGGCAGUUGGCCAAAAUCAGGAGCAGGAGGAUAAGGUGAGGUUGUUCAGGAACAAAUUGGAUGAUGAUAAAUUAGGUGACCAGCAAGAAGGUGUUAGACAAGAUCCUUGCGGUGAGAGUAGUGCUGGUAAAACUGAUAAGAGAACGUUGGGUGAUUAUAAUGGUGAAGGUUAUAGUGACAGGUGUUUGGUGUACCAGGAUAGCAAUUAUAACAAGUCUGACCAGGACACUGGUAAAACUUUUGGUCACUACGAUCCAAACAAGUAUGAUGAUAAUUUAGGGCAAAACAACUGGACCAUCAGUGGCCCAGCUAUUUACAACACCACAAACAGGGAUUCCGGAAUCAACUUAUCAGACGACGUCGACACCAACAAUGCUGAAGAAUCCAUCAACCAUCCUGAAAACUUCAACAACAACCAACUAGACAAACUAAACUCCAGCACAGGUGACAACACAAGCCAAUCCCUAGAAUCCAGUUCCAUGUCAAGUGCAGAAAUUCGAGAAAGUGCCCAACUUUUACGCCAACAACUCCACAGAGUCGCAGAAUGGGUCAACGCCAAUGCCAAUAUGGAUAAUGCAAAUUGCACAGACAGUGAUAGUGGUUCCCAUAAAAAUAGAUCUAAAGCCAGUUAUAAAUCCCACAGAAUGUCCCUGGAUAGUGUGGAUUUGUACAGGAACCUGGACUAUAACCAGAGAAUUAGGUUGCAUCAAGCCAACGACGAUAAAGAUGGUACCAGAAACAAGGUGCCGGAGCAAGAAAACGUUUGCAAUGGUAAUAUUAGUGAGGAGAAAGAAAUGACUGAUUUAGAGCAGAUGGAGUAUAAUGUGAAGCAGUUUUUGUUGAGGCAGAAUGAGUGGUCGGUUUGUAAUAGUCAUAUGUAA
This is a messenger RNA of Ctenocephalides felis (cat flea), 2202 nucleotides long. RefSeq lists its product as uncharacterized. The record is from RefSeq and is a predicted model, not a curated record. The transcript is spliced from 6 exons. NCBI's taxonomy places the organism in Eukaryota, Metazoa, Arthropoda, Insecta, Siphonaptera, Pulicidae. The coding region runs from base 1 to 2202 and encodes 733 amino acids.